GCCACAGCGCGCGUCCCCGCGCCCGCCCCGCCCCGCGCACGCGCCGCGGCGGAGCCGAGGCGGCUUCCGGGCGCCGGCGGGGCCGCCCCGCCCUCUCUGCUGCCGCCGCCAUCAUGGUGUUCAAGCGUUUCGUGGAGAUUGGCAGAGUUGCCUUCAUCUCCUUCGGGCCACAUGCUGGCAAACUGGUGGCCAUCGUGGAUGUUAUUGACCAAAACAGGGCACUGGUGGAUGGCCCCUGCAGUGGUGUCAGGAGGCAGGCCAUGCCCUUCAAGUGCAUGCAGCUGACUGACUUUGUCCUGAAGUUCCCACACAGCGCUCGUCAGAAGUGUGUGCGACUUGCUUGGGAGAAGGAGAACAUAAAUGAAAAAUGGUCAGCGACAAGAUGGGCAAAGAAGAUUGAAGCCCGAGAAAAGAAAGCCAAAAUGACCGACUUUGAUCGCUACAAGGUGAUGAAAGCGAAGAAAAUGAGAAACAGAAUCAUCAAGCAGGAAAUGAAAAAGCUCCAGAGGAUGGCUUCUAAAAAAGGCAAGAAGCCAGGGAAACCAGUGAAGAAGGCACCAAAGGGCAAAAAGCCAGAGAAGGCGGCGCCCAAGGCUAAGAAGCCAGAGAAGGCACCAGCACCCAAGGCACAGAAGGCACAGAAAUAAAAUGAAAUUCUCAUUAUGUAUAACUCUGUGUCUUUGUUCUGAUUUUAAAAUUACAAACGUUUGAUUUGAAUUGAAA
Messenger RNA from Prinia subflava (tawny-flanked prinia), 723 nucleotides. It is a transcript of the gene RPL14, whose product is annotated as ribosomal protein L14. The record is from RefSeq and is a predicted model, not a curated record. The coding region runs from base 114 to 647 and encodes 177 amino acids. The transcript is spliced from 6 exons. Gene Ontology annotation, molecular function: structural constituent of ribosome; RNA binding. Gene Ontology annotation, biological process: ribosomal large subunit biogenesis; translation. Gene Ontology annotation, cellular component: cytosolic large ribosomal subunit; ribosome. Lineage: Eukaryota; Metazoa; Chordata; Aves; Passeriformes; Cisticolidae.